GUGACGUUCCUGUCCCCAGGGUGCCGUUCCCGGGUGGCGCUGUCACCAUGAGUGCAGAGACGCUGGUGAAGGACGUCAAGCCGGGCCUCAAGAACCUGAACCUCAUCUUCAUCGUGCUGGAGACCGGCCGGGUGACCAAGACCAAGGACGGUCACGAGGUUCGCACCUGCAAAGUGGCCGACAAGAGCGGCAGCAUCAACAUCUCGGUGUGGGACGAUGUGGGGAACCUGAUCCAGCCUGGGGACAUCAUCCGCCUCACCAAGGGCUACGCCUCGGUGUUCAAGGGCUGCCUGACGCUCUACACCGGCCGGGGAGGAGACCUGCAGAAAAUCGGAGAGUUCUGCAUGGUUUACUCCGAGGUGCCAAAUUUCAGCGAGCCCAACCCCGAGUACGUGGCGCAGCAGGCGCAGGGCAAAGGGGUGACCCCCGACAGCCAGAACGGGAACGGGCUGGGCCCGGGGGGCCCCCCCGCGCACCCCCCGAGCGGCCGCAUCACCCGCAGCCAGCCCGGCCCCGUCAGCAACGGCAAAGAGACGCGGCGGAGCGGCAAGAGAUAA
Messenger RNA from Pseudopodoces humilis (Tibetan ground-tit), 557 nucleotides. The record is from RefSeq and is a predicted model, not a curated record. NCBI's taxonomy places the organism in Eukaryota, Metazoa, Chordata, Aves, Passeriformes, Paridae.